Messenger RNA from Lathyrus oleraceus (garden pea), 1937 nucleotides. RefSeq names its product flavonoid 3'-monooxygenase. Bases 70 to 1596 code for a protein of 508 amino acids. The transcript is spliced from 3 exons. Gene Ontology annotation, molecular function: monooxygenase activity; heme binding; iron ion binding. The record is from RefSeq and is a predicted model, not a curated record. NCBI's taxonomy places the organism in Eukaryota, Viridiplantae, Streptophyta, Magnoliopsida, Fabales, Fabaceae.
UUUAAGCGACACCAUCAAAAUUCACAUACUAUAGUAUCAUCACUUACACUUCACCGACACAACACAAGCAUGUCUCCAUGGAUGAUUGUCUUGAUCACAAUUGGUGCAUCGAUUCUCAUUUACAAACUCUUAAACCUCAUAUCAAAGCCUUCCUUACCUCUCCCACCUGGGCCUAAACCAUGGCCGAUCGUCGGAAACUUGCCUCACAUGGGCCCCGUGCCACACCACGCCCUAGCAGCCUUAGCUCUUAAACACGGCCCUCUCAUGCACCUCCGUUUGGGUUUCGUCGACGUGAUAGUCGCCGCUUCCCGCCCCGUGGCGGAGCAGUUCUUAAAGGUUCACGAUGCUAAUUUCUCAAGCCGGCCACCGAACUCCGGCGCUAAAUACAUGGCAUAUAAUUAUCAGGAUCUGGUGUUUGCUCCGUAUGGACCACGGUGGCGUUUAUUGAGGAAAAUAUCGUACGUUCACAUGUUUUCUUCUAAGGCUUUGGAUGAUUUUAGCCAUAUACGACAGGAAGAGGUUGCGAGAUUAAUCCGCAAUUUGGCAAGUUCAGGAUCCAAAGCAGCAAACUUAGGACAACUGCUAAAUGUAUGCACAACCAACGCAUUGGCAAGAGUAAUGAUAGGACGGCGAGUAUUUAACGACGGUAAUAGCGGUUGUGAUCCUAGGGCUGAUGAGUUUAAAUCAAUGGUUGUUGAGCUUAUGGUAUUAGCUGGAGUUUUCAACGUUGGUGAUUUUGUUCCUGCUUUAGAGUGGUUGGAUCUUCAAGGUGUGCAAGCUAAGAUGAAGAAAUUACACAAAAGGUUUGAUGAAUUUCUAACCAGCAUUAUUCAGGAUCACGAGGUUUCCAAGAGUGAGAAGCAUAAUGACUUGUUGAGCAAGUUACUGUCACUAAAAGAAAAAGUUGAUGAAGAUGAAGACAAACUCAAUGAUACCCAGAUCAAAGCUUUACUCUUGAACAUGUUCGCAGCAGGAACAGACACGUCAUCAAGCACGACAGAGUGGGCUAUUGCUGAACUAAUAAGAAACCCUGGACUUAUGGUUUCCAUUCAAAAAGAGUUGGACACUGUUGUUGGAGCAAACAGGUUGGUUAAUGAAAUGGACUUGGCUCAUCUUCCUUACUUAGAGGCUGUGGUGAAGGAAACGUUUCGACUUCAUCCAUCUACGCCUCUUUCGCUCCCACGUGUCGCAAAUGAGAGUUGUGAGAUCUUCAACUAUCAUAUCCCUAAAGGUGCAACUCUGUUGGUUAAUGUUUGGGCCAUAUCACGUGACCCUAAAGAAUGGUCCAACCCAUUGGAGUUCAAGCCGGAAAGGUUUCUCCCUGGUGGUGAGAAGUUUGAUGUUGAUAUUAAGGGAACUGACUUUGAGGUGAUACCGUUUGGUGCUGGACGUAGAAUUUGUGCUGGUAUGAGUCUUGGACUUAGGAUGGUUCAACUUCUCACUGCUACUUUGGUUCAUGCAUUCGAUUGGGAGUUGGAGAAUGGGUUAUUGCCGGAAAAACUCAACAUGGAUGAAGCAUAUGGGCUUACUUUACAAAGGGAAAAGCCUCUUUUGGUCCACCCUCGUCCAAGGCUUGCGCAGCAUUUGUACUUGUAAUCAUCAUCGUUUGGAGUUUGGCUUCAUGCCCUGUACCUUCUUCCUAGUCUUAAUAAAAGAAAUUGUCUUUCUAGUUGUCUAAAUAAGGGUCCUAGUUUAGUCAUUUAUUAGUAGUUGUAUUUUGGGGAUUUCUACCCAUUGUUUGAUGUAUGUAUGGUUAUAUUCUUCAAGUUUGCAUGUAAGUUGUGCAUUGGUCAUAGAGGACAAGUUCUCUUUAUGAGCAUUUUUUCUAUUAGGUAUGAUGACUUCAAUGUUUGUCCCAUCAUGGUCCUGCCUUUUACCGACAAAUGCCUAUUGCAACAUCAACUAAAAAGCUAUAAAUAUUUGUUUCAUUUUUUUCA